AGGAAGUGCAGAUGCUGAAAGCCUUGAUCCUUGGGGAAGAGGAGAGAGGACAAAGCCAGUAUCAAGUAAUGUGCUUCAUCUUUCACUUUCCCAAAGAUUCAUUUAUCUCUUCAGAUGCCAUGUCUAAGCUGAGGCAGAAAAAUCCUAGUACAAUAAGGACUCCAGAAGAGGACUUAGGCAGAGCAAAUCAUACAAUGGAGUAUAUGGUGCUUCUAAAACACGCUGGAAUCAUCUCUCCGCAUAUAGUGGACCUUUGUGCUGAAGCCGGUCCUUACACCUAUACACUACAUGAAGAUGUCGUCAAAUGGGCUGCAGCACAAGGUAUCCCAGUGACGUCAUACAAGCCGGCAUUGCGACGGUUUCCCACAUCUCCAGACUACUUCCCUUCGAAUGAGGUAGACAGUGAAGAAACGCCUACGAUGAAAUGCUCGCAGACGAAAAACAUGUGGGCGACGUGUCAGUGCCAUUUAGAACUUUGCAUCGGCUGGUAUCCGUGCGGCCUAAAAUACUGCAAAGGGAAGAGCCAAACGAAAAACUCGGCAAUGAGCUACAGAUGUGGCAUCAAAACUUGUCGAAAGUGUCAUCUAUUUGCGUACUACGUGUCACAAAAGCAACAAUGUCUUUGGGAUGAAGACACUUAGUAAAUUAAAGAACUGACAAGAAUGAGAAUAUAUUAGGUUGUUGCAUAAAUAUAGGUCAGUCGGAGUCACAGCAAAGUACUUUGGAAUCAGGUUGAAAUGAAUAAAAUGUCAAACAUUAAGCAUAACAGUGCGUGAAAUAUGUUGCGUGUCAAGUGUUGAAAUGUUGCGGAACAGAUGUCGAGGACAAAAAUGUUCAUUGAUAUUAGCAGUAGGAUAUUCUCCAAAAUAUGCGCCAAGCGCAUUGGUUCAGUCUCUACUCAUUGGUGUUGGCCAAGUUGGCCCCAAGAUGUAGGUGUGACGUAAGAUUGGGUCAGUUUUUCGAACUACUCUAUAUUGCGGCACUUCAAAAAAGAUACCAAAAGGAAUCAAGAAGAAAUUCUGAUCCAAGAAAGGCAAUGGAAGUGUUGUGAGUACAAAAAAUUUUGAUUUCUGUUAUUAUGGUUUUUUGAUGUAUCAUAAUGAGAAAAUCUGCCACUCGCUCCCGUUUGUUGGUCUGUUGGCGUUUUUAUAACCUCAGUCAUGACUGCUGCAUCUAUUUUGAUUAAUAUUGAACAAGAGUGCACUGUGUUGUUAUAGUAUUCAUUUAGCGAAUCAUAUGUUUUUGUUCAAUUGGCAAAGGCAUUCCACUCUAUUACUCAUGAAUCGCUUUUAACAACUUUAAAAAAAUUAGGUUUCCCUGGCAUAACAUACAAACUUAUUAAAAAUUAUUUGUCAGAUCGAACACAGUAUUAGGACCCAUUUUAUUUAAUCUAUGUAUCAACGAUUUGUUCAGAAAAGUUGGGCAGGUACAGUUAUCAGUUUUGCGGAUGAUACAGCUAUUCUCUAUGGAAGUGAAAAGUGGCAUACACUAAAAACCAAAAUCGAAAAUGAUUUCAAAACGUUUAUAAAUUUCUUUUCGGAAAGAACUAUGAGAAUUAAUUACAACAAAACAUUUUCUUGUAGCGAUAGACUCUUACCACAAUUUAAAAAACUUGAAUUUGAUACAAGCAGCCGAUAAAGUAAGAUUCUGGACAAACAGUUAAAAUGGAAUGUCUUUGUGAAGUGACUGAGAUGUAUUAUUCUAAAAUUCAGGUACUUCAGAGAUAUUCUGGAUAAGAAGUAUCUAUAUAAUCUUUAUUAUGCUCUUGUUUAUCGUCUAUUACUUUACGGAACGGCUUGGGGAGGUGGACCUAUUACAAAUUUAUUUUUAUUGAGGUCCAAAACAUUAUAUUAAACAUUCUUUACUUGAAUUGCACAACUCAUAAAUACCGAACAAGAUUCAACCAAAUUUCAAUGUGUAUUCCACACAACAUCAAAAACCAUUACACAAAGAUCUCUGUUUUUCUUGGGACCAAAAUACUAUAACUUUAUAACUGAAUCAUUAACAGCAACGAAAUCAAUUAGAUCAUUUAAAAAAGAACUCAAAAAUGGUUCUGCAACAACCAAGAUGCUCCAUUCACGACAUUGUAGAUAUGAAACAUCAUUAUCAUAAUCAAUAAUAUUUUACUUACACUAAUAUCCAUACUUUUGCUUUAGCUAAAAUUGUUGGAUAUUUUUCAUAGUUCAAUUCAUCAAUUUAUAUAUUUUCGAUUUUCUAACCCUAACUGUACUUUUAGUUUUUAUUUUUAAUAAACCCCAACACAAGUUCAAACUUUGUUAUUAUUAUUAUUAUUCACAAUAUUUAAUAUUUACCUGUAUUUUAUGACAGUAAACAUUAUUAUUUUGUUUGUUUUUUUGUUUGAAAAUCGUACACUGACGGCGGAGUAUAAGCAAAGACAAAACAGAUUCGGAUCGAUAUUUUUUGUAUGUUUUACAUUUUUUUUAACUAUUUGUGGGCGUCUUUUAGUGGGGUCAAGCUGUUGAUGUUUUGAGCAUUGAAACGUUUUAUUAGAGACUCAAAAUUUGUAAACUUGUCAGAGUUCGUUUUUGAGUUACAUAGUAUCUGUGCACCGAGGAAUUUAAAUUUGCUUGUAUGGAAAAUGGAAUAAUAUUCACACAUGGUCAGAUUGCGUUCACUUUGAUGAACCGCAUGACAUACUACUCAACCAGUGUGACAAAUCCUUUAAUGAAUAAACUGGACACCACUCAGUUCUCGAUUUCCAACUACAUAAAUUGUGACAUAGAUCAUAUAUACGCCAGCGUAUACGUUGGUGUAUAACUAGAUCAUUAGAUUUGCAGAUUGCACGUUCUCCUAAUUGCAGAUAUUAUCUCGGAUGCAUUUACGCGUAAAAUGAACUGCAACUAGUGAGGCUAUUUCCUUUAGUAAUUAAUUUGCCAAGAAGCUCUGUGCCAUACGUUUGUGCAGGUGACUAGUUAAUCAAUGUUUCAUCGGCACCACCCAUGACUUAAAAUGAGAUUAAGCUCAUAGCUCAUUCAACAGAAUCUUCUUCUAUUAGUUUUAAAUCGCUUCCUUUUAAGAAAUCGUGUGUCAAUAGAAGUUUGAACAUGUCACAUAGAUUUAAAGAUACCAUUUUGAUAAGAGAAAGCUUUUGUAGCCUCUCUCAUGCAACGAAGCUCGACAUUAUAUGAGAUUCUUCAAUAAUAUGACAUAUUUCGCUUCACAUUAUACUGCGGUAACGCUUGCUAUAGGGAAUGAUUCACCCAGAGGUAAUUUUUAAGAGAGAUAGGUAACAGCAAAAUCUGACCCUACACUUGCCACGCAAGGCUACUAUUAGUUCACAAAGAAUUAUUUUUGGCACAAGUUACACAUCUUAUAAAAAGCUGGCUAUGAUCAUGAUGUAUAACAAAAAAAAUGUAUCGAGUCACUCGCUUAAAAUCAGUUUGUACUCCCCACAUAUUGCCGACCAUCUGGCAACGUUGCUGUGACUUACCUCGGCCCUCUUCCAGUCCAGCAUGUUCGUGAAUUCGGUAUUUUUCCUUCAGCUUACUAAUCUCAGAUAUUCCAGCUGGAUCUAUUUUGGACAUGAUUUUCUUCAAAUUGGUUCCUCUCAUCAAAUAUAUCAUAAUUAGUUUGGCUAUGUCUGUAGUGAAUGUUAUCGUGUUAGGCUCUCUACCAUUUAAAAUAGAUCUCAUGGUGACUGGAUUGAAGCCUUGGUAAGAAAUCCGUUCCAUAAAUUCUUCGCCUAGAGACUCAAAUGCAUUGGCUAUGUCGCUGGUGUCAACUGAUUUAGAAUCCAUUCUCUUUGAUGCAGAUGCUAGAUUGUCUUCAGUUUUCCUCUUCAAACCUUUGCUCAUUGCUUUAACAGUCCUUCUUUUAAAGGUUUAUGCAACAAGGUUUAAUGGAUUAGUUAGCGGUAAGAUUCAAAUUUGUAUUUUUCGGCCGUCUUUGUGUCGGAAAAUGUACUCUCAUCGACCCGUCUUCGAGUUACAAAAAAGUAUAUUCAGAUAAGAGAUAGACCGGACAUAAACAAGACCACGUGAUCAUCGAACGCUGUAACAUUCGGCAGGGACGUAUUAAGAGUCACGCAGUACAUAUUUUAGAUAGUAGAUGCUGCUUUGCGUAACUUUGUAGUAAAUUAGCACAAUUCCAUAUGUAUGCGAUUGGUGAUGGAUAUAGGAUCAUGUGGGGGUGGGGUAAGAAAUAUAUAAUGAUGUAAAUAUACAUAAGGGUUUCAAAAUUUUCGCUUCGAUUUCCAGCUACGGAUGCCGCCUGAUGUUUGGUGAAAUACAGUCGAAUAUAAUCUCAAAAUGGCGUUUAAAUUAGCCUAAAUUAAAA
Acanthoscelides obtectus is the source of this 4296-nucleotide messenger RNA. The record is from the annotation of a GenBank genome assembly. NCBI's taxonomy places the organism in Eukaryota, Metazoa, Arthropoda, Insecta, Coleoptera, Chrysomelidae.